CUGAGAGUAAAGAAGGCGAUUGAUAAGUCCAAGACGGGGUUCACUGACAGUGAAAAGAAAAUUAUCCUGGAUGCCCACAAUAAAGAGAGGCGAAUUUCGGGUGCCAGUGAUAUGAUGAUUUUAAAAUGGGAUGACGCCCUUGAGAAGUUCGCCCAGACGUGGGUGUCGAAAUGUAAUUUCACCCACCAAUCUGAAGCCGAAAGAACGAACGUUUCAAAUUUCCCUGUGGUUGGGGAAAACCUCGCAGCAUCAACCGACGCAUCGGGAUAUCCUGCAGGGGCUGUGAGCCAGUGGAAUGGCGAGAAGGCGGACUACAUCUACGACACCAACAGCUGCUCUAAAACUUGCGGGCAUUACACGGCAGACGUCUGGGCCACGACGAGGUCCGUUGGUUGUGGAAUCAAGUACUGUGACCCACUGCAAGGCGUUAAAUGGCCCGGGUAUUUCGUCGUCUGCAACUACGGCCCUGGCGGGAACUACGUCGGCCAGAAGCCGUACAAAAAGGGAGCAGCUUGCUCGGAAUGUCCAAGCGAUGCCAAGUACUGCAUCGACGGCCUGUGCUCC
This is a messenger RNA of Lymnaea stagnalis (great pond snail), 564 nucleotides long. The record is from the annotation of a GenBank genome assembly. Lineage: Eukaryota; Metazoa; Mollusca; Gastropoda; Lymnaeidae.